Molecule: messenger RNA, 768 nt
Organism: Dichomitus squalens LYAD-421 SS1
Lineage: Eukaryota; Fungi; Basidiomycota; Agaricomycetes; Polyporales; Polyporaceae
Product: SWIB-domain-containing protein
Exons: 3
Coding region: 1-768 (255 amino acids)
Cellular component (GO): nucleus
Source: RefSeq, a predicted model, not a curated record
AUGUCCUCCCAGCUUCACGGUCUCGAACCGAGAAUACGUGCCAUCCUCACCGCGCCCGGAACAGACCUCGCGACCAUUAGCGCAAAACGCGUCCGCAAGCAGCUCGUCCAGGAUGAUCCCUCCCUCUCCCACUUUGUCAAGGAGCAGAAGGACGAGAUAGAGGACUUGAUUGCUCAGGUGUACGAGCAGAUAUGUGAAGACGGCAAUGGGGACGAUGACGAGGUAGAGAGCAGCACGGUGUCCAAGCGCAAACGCGAGGACGCGUCGGAUGACGAGCGCACGGCCGCCCCGAAGAAGACCAAGAAGACGAAGACGAAGCAGCAGAAGACGGACGAGGAGAUCGCGCGCCAGCUGCAGAGCGAGAUCAAUGGCCGCGGCCGCAGCUCGCGCGCCGGAGCGUCGUCUACAAAGAAAGCCAAUGGCACGAAACGCGGCAAGAAGAAGAGCGCAGACACCGUCGGUUCGGACGGCGAGGAGGCCGAGGGCGAGGGCAAGAAGAAACGUGGCGGUGGCGGGUUCAAGAAGGAGUACAUGCUCAGCGAGCCGCUUGCCGCUCUCCUAAGUGUCGAUAAGCUAUCCCGUCCACAAACCGUCAAGCAGCUCUGGACAUACAUCAAGGCGAACAACAUGCAGAACCCCGAGAACAAAAAGGAGAUCAUCUGCGACGACCGCUUCCGGGCGAUAUUCAAGUGUGACCGUAUUGAUAUGUUCAAGAUGAACAAGGAGCUUGGCCAGCAUCUGUACGAGCCACCUGCGGUGGCGGAGUAG